Molecule: messenger RNA, 11154 nt
Organism: Rhopilema esculentum
Lineage: Eukaryota; Metazoa; Cnidaria; Scyphozoa; Rhizostomeae; Rhizostomatidae
Product: doublesex and mab-3 related transcription factor 3, truncated
Biological process (GO): sex differentiation; regulation of transcription by RNA polymerase II
Cellular component (GO): nucleus
Molecular function (GO): RNA polymerase II cis-regulatory region sequence-specific DNA binding; DNA-binding transcription factor activity, RNA polymerase II-specific
Source: RefSeq, a predicted model, not a curated record
UCUCUUCUACUCUAUUCUGUUCUCUUCUAAUCUAUUCUGUUCUCUUCUUUAUAUUUUUUACAUAAAGCUUAUUUGCUUCCUUCCAUGCCUUCCCUUCCUUCAAAUUUCAUAUUUUUCUUAGAUACAUACUUUAAACCUAUUUCUCUUGGUUUCUAUUAAAUCUAUUUUUCCUUUUAAAUCGCUAAUAGCAUUGCAUCUUUCCUUAAGAUGAAGUUGAUACAAUAUGUUUUUAGAGUCCUUCCUGGCAAUUUUCUUCUUGGCUCUGGCUAGCUUUUUUUCUUUCGAAUCAAGACUUUUUCCCUUUUCUCCUCGUUAUAUCGAAAAAGGACGUUAUCUUUUCUUCAUUUACCUUGCGGAUAACAAAAUGUUGUCUUGUGAUAGAGCUUUGUAGAGCUUCCGGAGUUUUUCUACUAGUUGUACCCCCUUGGACAAUCUUGUUAUCAUAUUUUUAUUGGCUGAAAAUAAGAUCAGCAAGCUACGGCUGGUUGUUUCAAUACCUUUUGGCACGUACUUUUGGCUUGAUUUCAGGAAAUAGUACAUUCCUUCACUGAAUUUUGAUACCAGUUAAAGAAUAUUCCUUAUUCCUUUUUAAAUAGCUGCUUCCUGUGAAUAAUAGCAUUGGUCUUUCACGCUAAGACAUUUUUAAUGCAAAAAUAAAUUAUUUGCCAUUAAAGAUCAAACUGUGUCAAGUUGCAAAUUAACCUCCAAAGGUGUAUCCGCUUGGUAAUUGAUACAUCUGCAUACAGCCGCUCUUCUGCUCCAACUAUUGACUUCAACUUACGUCUUUUAUAAAAUUGACUUAUCUAAUGGUCAUUAACCUUGGGAUAAAAUUACAACCUUUCAGCAUAUGAGUAACUUUUUUACGAUUAAAGUUACCAAAAUGUUUAGAUUUAAUGAUGUCUCUUUUUACCUUUCUACAUAAAUUAGAUCUUUCAACUAACAAAUGAUCUUUUCAUCUUAUCUUUGGCUUAAUUGUUGCUAUUUGUGCUCAGUUAUUUUUAUUCACUUGAACUAAAUUCAGUUGUACAUAUAAGUCAUGUAUGUUUACUAGCCACAAUCUUACAUUAAGAGCUAACUGAAUUGCAAUCCUCACCUGGCUACUGAGGUGGUAAAUUUGAUAGCUGUUGGCUCAGUCCUAGCCCUUUGGACAUUACCCAAAUCGAAGCAAGCCUGAAUAUUGUCUUUAAGUCAUUGCUUGGCAAAAUUGCAUAGCACCGUAAUUAUCUUAUGAUCAGGUACACCGCAAAGACCAUGUUUCUCGGCGCUUUGUAUUGCAAGUUUAGAUUUGCUAGCCUAUAUAGAAUUAAUUUGGUGAAUUUAGUCACUUGUUUUAAUAGUCCUAUUAAUGCUUCUUUAACAGAUUGGCAAAUGAUUCCGUCACAAUGGGAAUACUACAGGCAUUACAGAGGCCAUUUAUGUAACUUGUGGAAAGUCCACUCAGCUAUCUGCAUCUAAUAUCAUUUUAAAAUAUCAAAGUAACAAAGAUUCAUAAUGUUUCUUCAAAUUGGCUUAUUUAUAAGACAAGGUGGGAUUAGCACACCCAAUCAUAAUAUAAUUUUACAGGAAACCCAGUAUUGUGUCCUGGGGUACUCCAGGAUCCAAAUUUUUAUUCAUAAUCUAUGUACAAUAUAACUGUCUCAGAAAGCCCUUCAAUUCAGUUUUAAUUUAAUCAUUUGAUGGAUAUCCAGUACUGAGGAGAGGGGGUCAGGGGGGUCACUGCCGACUUUAAUCUUGGAUUUUUCAAAUUAUUUGAAUAGUGAAAUUUUUUUGGUGCAGCAUAUCAGUUUUGAUCAAUUUUGGUAUUUAAACGUUUUUAACUUCCUAAGAUUUUUUUUAAAUGUAAAGAACUGCAUAUUUUAUAGUUAAGAAAUAUGCAUGCAUUAUGACGAUAGUAUACCAGUAAUAGUUAAACUAUAUUGAAAAGGCUAUUCAUAGCCACCAUCACAAUUUCAACAACCAAAAUAGCUGCAACCAUCGUCUCAAAAAAAUUUCCCCGGACCCCUUAGAAGGGUCGCCUCCGGUGUGUCUUGCUUUUAUCUUACUUUCUGACCCGGGGCCUAGAAAUCCUUUCCCGCGGCCCUGUGGAUACCCCACACGAUGAGAUUCCAUUGAUAUCAGCGUUUUUGUAAGAAAGAAAUACGCCUGGCAAUUUGCCAAUUUAAAAGUUUUUGUAAUCCUGCGUUGCUCUCUAUAACGCCAGGUUUAGUCAGACCACAAAUAUUUUCGUUAUCUCUUUUUUUUGUAAUAGCAGAUCCUCGUUUGGUGGGAUUCAGGCAGAUAUUUCCAUUGAAUUGAAUCGCUUUCCAGAAUAAACAAGAUAGCUUUGAUUGAGAUGAAUUGAAAGAUGACUCUGUGCCCAGGAGGUACUUCCCCUAUAGUUUUUAGAGUGCGUGAAACUAUACCAAAAUGGUUCUAUUCUCUUAUUUUCUUUAAAAAAUACCUCCUCAUGUAGCCAUUCACAUUCUCAUAUACCCUCAUACACACACGUAUCCACGCCAUAGAAGAAAUAAGCCUUUCCUAACCUCUUUUUUCCAAGAAUAUGCCCUAUACAGUGUGACACCCGUAUGUUCCGAUCAUAUUGAUAUUCUUUCUUGGCUUCUGCAUUUAGAAUAAAAUUUAGUACAUUCUGGUGGAAGGCUUUUUGCUUGCAAAGUGCAAUGGUCGUGAGUGGUUUUGCGAAGAGGCAUUCUGAUUAGAAACGGUCACGUGUAGCCUACAGCAAGCAGAUCAAUGGUAUAUAAUAGAUACAAAGUACAUCUUGUGAAAUCCCGUUGAUCUCUAUCCGUUUGUUGUUUGUAGGUGAGAAUGUCUCUAAGCUCCAUGCUUUGCAACUUUUCCAUCUUAAUCUGUUUUGAUACUGCAUAGUAAUAACACGCGGAGGGCCCUCGCUGGCCGGCAUUCUUUUUUGGAUAGGAAAUCUUCUGUCCUGUUUUCCUACGUUGGAUUCGGUGAAUAUAAAUGUGGUUUUCAUGUAUCCCUGUAAGCUUUAGUUUAUCAACCAUUAAACACUCUUGUUUUAGUUGGAUUUUGUCAGGAAUUUUGCAGCCUUUAAAUAGAAAACUCAAUCUUUCUGUAUAGAUAAGUCGUAACAUACAUGAAUUGCUAGACACCCUGUGCUUAGAGGCAACGCGUGACAUGGCUCAAAGUAUAACCAGGAAUUGCAGCAUUUUUUGUUUCGCGCUCUACUUGGUUCGUUUGGUUCUAUUAUUAAUGUUUCUGGCACAUUGAAAGUUGCCUUAAAAAGCAACAAGUGUAACUAAAAUGAGCUGUUGUGUUUUAAGUCAUCUAAAAAGUCAUCAUUUUACCAUUUCCAGCAAAGCACACUGCUUUUACAAUUUUUAUAACUUUGUCUAUCAGAUCAUGGCAUUGUUGAUAGGUGUAAUAGUCCAAAAGUAGUUUAAUUUUGGGUGUUGCUAACUUUGGCAAGCACUGAUAAAGCGUUGUGGUACAGCCAAACAGCAGCUGUACCCACUGACACAAAAUUUUGUACAAGCUGUCUAAAUUAAUCGAAGUAAAAUAUUUGUACUGUAAAUAACACUGUAGUGUUAUCAGUUUUCGAAAAAAGUCAUUUUAACUUUUUCUGAACACUAGUGUCAUUGCCUGGUAAAAUUAUUCCAUAUUGUUCAACGAGAACUACGUAGGUCUAGGUAUUCAACUAAAUUGUUUAUCAUUUGUUUGUAUGUAAAUCAGGGGUGGGCAACCUACUGCCCGCCAGCAAUUUUUAGCGACCCUCAGACCUCCAGAAUGGAAUGUUCAACGAACAAAAAACAAAAAAUAUUUUCAAUCAACGUGAAAUAUUUCGUCUCUCUAAUAUUGAAGUUCAUUCCCAGGUGAAAGACCUCAACAAGCAUUUGUAUCUGGAAGCAGCUUUUCUCGCAAAUGAAGUUAAUCAGCUAUAAAUUUUCAAAAAUUUAGACAAACACGUGUAUUUAGUUACAUGUUUCUGUAGUGGCUUUGACCUGAUUUUGACAAGCUUGCUAUAGCACUAGAAGGAGAAUAGCUUCAUUGCUAGUAUAGGACAGUACUUACUUGUAGCCCUUCCAGGCCCGACCCGCUCUUCCAUGGAACAAAGUGUUAUAAAUUUGGCUCCCAUGUUGAAAAGGUUGCCCGUCCCUGACCUAGACAGUAACAAAAAUGUUGUUUGGUCUUCAUGUCUCUUUUGAUAGGUGUUUGUUUGUCAUUUUUGCAUAUUUUCCUCGGAACUUGACGCUCUUGUUCACAAUUUAGUACUGGACCCAUUUUCUACUGAAAGCAUCACAGUUCAUCAUCCACCAUUUUCAUAAUGCGUAUCCUCCAGUUGCAAUGGCGGCACCAGCCACUAGGCUCUGGGGGGACAAAAAAAUAGGCCACACCCUUUAAAACAUUACCCAUCCCCAAACAUUUUAUCAUCAAAUUUAGACGAAAUUGCCUGUUGCGAGAUAAAUUCACAAAGCUAAAAUUGAAUUUUUUCAUACCUUAAUAUUGGAAAGUUUACAAAGAAUUAUCAUGAAUAUUUCUGUUUGCGUUACUCUUGAGUAGAUGCAGCCUUUUUGUAUGAUACAGACAUCGACGCUUGACAAAGCAAAGUCGAAUGAAUAGAGGCUCUUGCAUUUAAUCUUCUCAAUGGCUUAGAUAGCUGAAAAGUAGUUACUUUAGCGGGCAUGUAUUUGGAAAAGAAUAGUACGUUUCUUUUACAACCCGAUUAUUGUAUCAGUAGUUAGAAUGCUUUGACUGCCUAGAGAGCGGCAACAUAAUUUAAGAAUGUGUGUUUGUAGGAACGUCUCUUUUAUUUGGGGUCACAUUUUUCACAGGUCAACUUAUACCCUUGGCUUUGUUACCACAGAAAGGCAAUGUUGCAUUUAGAAAUGACAAGUACAAAUGUAGCCGUAUAUUUAAUUUGUACAAGUCAAAAUUCCUUGAUGCCAUUGUGCGCGUGCCUCUGUGCAACAAGCCGCUCGCAGUACAUUUGGGCAUAGCUUGUAAUAUCAAUAGUAUCGCAUAGCAGCUAACAAAGAGGCCAGAAUAGGUCAUCGUAUCAACAAGGCAAAUUAAGCACCGCUAACUCACUAAUACUCUAGUCGCAAUAACACACUGAAUCGCAUAGGCAGCUUUCAUAAUAUUUAGUAUAUUGAUUUACGAAACAAAACUCGGCUAAAUUUACUAGGAGAUUAAACAAAUAUUGUUAUUGAAAAUAUCUCUUUAUUUCAUCUAGGAUAUUACCACGACAUUGAGAGAACAAAAAGACUUGACCUCUGGUCGCGGCAAAAGAGCGCACCGAGCCUUGUUCCCCGUGUGUGUCUCAAUCCACAAACGGUUCUGCAGCAGUGUUCAGAGACAAUUGACCGCAAAAACUACAGACUGGUUUUCAACCGGCCAACACUUUUUAGCUGCAAGGAAAACGGAGGCAAAGUGGGCGAUCGAGCCUUGUUGCAGCACCUGAACGGCUGUGAGAAGAUUAAGCUGUUCAGCCAUUGCUGCCCAGUUGUAGCCACAGGGAUCCUAGAUGAAUCUUUCCACCGCUCGCCUAUACAGGUCAGGGCCGUGUUAUAAAUCCACGUGACUCCUUUGACGAGGUUACAUCUAUAGUUGCAGCCUAGCGCGCGGACAUAGAAAAUCGUUCCACUUGGUGACCACUGCAAGAUCGAAGCUUACUCUCUAGCUACGUUGAUGAUUGCCUGCAUUGUACCAUAAGAGACAUCAAGCAAGCACACGCAACCUACAAGCCUGUAUAUCUCAUUUCAAAUCUGAUAUUCUUUUAGAGGGCUGCCUUUUUCUUUAGCUAGAGACAUUUUUCAAACGGAGUGUAAAAUUUUUUAACGUUAACAGCAUAUUUCAACUUAAGAAGAAAUUUAAUGGAAAUUUAGUCAAAGAUACACACUUCAAUCGCACAUGAAAUGUUACAGUAAUUUGUUUACUGGCAACAACCUUCAUAGAGACUGCUGAGAAUUCUGGGUAAAAGCUGCUCGUAUUAGCCGACAGAUUUAAGUAAAACCAUUAUUUGUUAUCAAAGUCAAUUUGGCGAAAAUUUUCACCAGACAUGGAAGGUCCCAGCUUCAUGCACUUUCCAGAUUCACCGCCUUCAUUACUCUCACCAGAAACAAAGCCACCACGAGCACCAAAAUGUGCCAGGUGCCGAAAUCAUGGAAUCGUUUCUUGGCUGAAGGGCCAUAAACGAGCAUGCCAAUGGCGGAACUGUAGAUGCAGUAAAUGUAUCUUGAUAUCAGAGAGGCAAAAGGUUAUGGCUGCACAAGUUGCGCUAAGAAGGCAGCAAGCUCAAGAGGAGAUGAACAGUGAUGCCAAGCUGCAGGUAAACAUUGCCAGCUUCGUCAGAGCGUCGGAGGAAGAGCGACAGAGUCUUGUCAAGCGCAGGAUCACACUAGGUAUGCCUGAAGGGAAUGGUCCAUCAAUACAAGGGUCAAGCAGCAACGGUUUUGAGUCUCACUUAGAAAAUGAACAGAAUAUGUACGAUAACAGAAACUGGCACGAAAGCAAGUCUUCUACGAGAAGCUCGCCGGAGCAGCAUGACUAUCCCCCGCAACCAGCGCCGCCUUUGCCAUUUUCAGCUGCAUCCAAGCUUUUCGCCUCCUCUCCAUCAGAAUCAAGCAAAGACCCUGCCGAAGUCCUUAUGAAGAUUUUUCCGUAUUUAGACCCAGUUGUAUUGGGCUCUGUCUUGAAAAAUUGUCAAGGUGAUUUGCUAAAGGCGGUUGAAAUUCUCUCUCCGCAUUCCAUGACAAGGCUUAGGGAGGUUAAGCCAAAUAGUAAGGAACACAUAGAAAUUCCCCCAGCUACCUUUGCAAGACAUCUCUCAGCAUUCUCCUCGCCAAAUAGAGGCAUUGAACAGCCUCCUUGCACUUGCUGCCAUAGAAACGGUGUCCGAAAGUUUUCGGACUACAUGCCUUCCAAUAGAAUGGAGAUGAUGAAAUACAACCGCAUGAUGCAUAGGAUCACGGAUCAUGAUGUGAGAAAAGCUGACUGUCGAGGUCAUGUUAACUAUUUCUUGUCACUGCAAGAAAGCAGUGAAAAGUUUGCCAAUGAUAUUCCCCCAAGAAGGCACAUAGGCCAUGAAAAUAAUGACAGACUUAGUAUUGGAGAGCCAAUCUGCUUUGAAUGCAAAGCUCCUGCGCGUCCGCAAGACUUAUUUUGCCGGGCGUGCGGGGCAAGGAUUGCAAAAGCUGUCCAAUAAGAGAAAACUGGCCAUACUUAUGUCCACAAGACCAAACUAAAGCUGAAUACAAGAAGCAAUCCUUUAAAUUUUUUUCUGAAUGACUCUCUUUGAAAUUCAAUCAAUACGAUCUCCAUUAAUAUAUGUAAUAUGUAAAAAUUUAAUGUGAUGUAUCAGUUCAUCGUAGUUAUAAUGAAAUAAGCUACAAAAAUGUAGAGUAUUAAUAAUGAUAUUGUAGAAUGUAAAUAAGCUAUAGCUUCUUGGUUUGUGAAAGUUAAAUCUAAAAGAUUCAGAACGACCUGUUGUUUCAACCAAAUCAGCUCUUGUUGCCCCGGUAAAAGUUAUGAUUUAAACUUCACAGUUAAAACUUAUGAUAGUACGACUUCAUGAGAAAUGCUCAUGCUAUGCCUUCUUUUGUGUUUAAUUUCUUUGUAUUAAAAUUAUCUUUAAUCAUCUUCAUUACGAAUCUUCACUACGGUCUUAAAAUUUUUUUUAUGCAAAUAACUUUUGGUUAAGCAAGAACAUUAGUGAUUAAAGGUAAAUAAACAAGAGAGCAGCUUCCCUUUUUGUUCUAUGGGCGCUUUUAAAUGCAAAGAUUUAUGGUCAGUUAUACAGGAAUGAAAUGAAAAUCGAUUUAUCUUGAGUGAUGAUUGAAUUUGACAUUGAACUUUGGAAUCAUUCAAUCGCUCGCCCUUGAUGUCUUAGAAUUUUUCAUUUAAUUUGCUAUCUCUUUCCUGGUAUGUCAUGCUCUUUUUGAUCAACUCUAAACUUUUUACACGAAAUAAUUUUGAGUUACAAAGGUGCAUGUUUUCAAAAAUGCUCAAAACGUUCUCGAAGAAUGAAAUGGUAUUCGAUAUUCUGAUCAAGGUAAUACUAGCCAGCUCCAGAAACCUGGUAUAGAAAGCAUCAUGUCAAGGACAAUCUUAAUUUUUUAUGAUGGUGAACGAAGAAAGAUUAAGCCAUGCUACUUUUUGCUACCAAUAACUCUGUUCAUUACUCUGAAUCUUUUAGAUAUUUUUCUUCAAAAAGUUUUAUAUUACUUAGUGGACUCGCAAUUUUUAUGCUUGCCAGACAAAUGAAUGGAAGAUGACGAGAAGAAUUUGAACGGCUUUAAGAAAUUUGAUAACUGUUAGUGUGGUGUCGCAUAUUAUGUUCUGGAUUCCAUUUAUCCACAUACUAAAGUCCUGCUGACGCUGUAGAAUAUGGGUUACACAACUGCGUCGGAUCUUCAAGAAGCUUAAUGCUUUUCUAUAGAAUAUCUGUUGAUUUUAUAUCUGAUGUCCUGCGUUGAGGUUACAUUUUAUCACAUCCAAAAGUAAGAUGAAUAUCGAAACCGUUUAUCUUAGGAUAAUGCUGUUGCAUAAAUCGAAUAAUCCGUUUGCAGGAGAUUCGGUCUUCUGUAAGCAUGUCUGUUUUAAAUAGUUAAACAACACUGUAUGUUUAUCUUGGAUAACUUGAGUGAUGAACUCAUUGAGCGUGAAACACAUUAGCAGUGUCUUAAGUUCGCGCAUUUUUCAAUGAGCAUUGUUUGAAUCAGUUACACAAAGCCGACGCAAAUCAUAUAAUCAGAUGUUUCGAUUUGUUCUGGUAGAUUGUAAAUAAUGUCUUCAGGCAGUAUAGAUCAGAUUUUAAGCUCACUUUUUGUUCAAUUGGUAAAAUGAUGAAUUCAAACCAAACGAGCAAAAGAGAAAUUAUUUCCACAAAAACAUUAUAUGGGUAGACUUAUUGAUCAAUUUUCGUCACUUUGAAAGAGCCUUAUUGAAACCACGUGCAACUACUGCCUGAUCCUUGAAUAUAUGACACUUCAAAGGUUAAUUGGUCCUAUUUCUUUGUUUCCAUUUUACUUGACAGAUAUAGAAUUGAACCUGAUAUGGAAACGAUAGAGUUCUCUUGGGUUUAGAAUAUGAGAGAGCAAGCAAUUGUUUAGAAUAUGAUUCAGAAACAUGGGCCAGAAUUACAGGUUCAAAGCAGAUAAUACAGUUACGAUACUGUACGUGUCUGUAAGAAAAAAGUGACAAAAUCUACGUUUUUUUAGCAUUGAGUACUUUUUCUUUCUAAAAUGUAUUUUGAUUAUGUCAACUAUUUACAAAAAAUGCUGGUAGACACUUAAAAACUCUUUGUUGGUCGUAUCAUUUACGAUUCGAGAAUUAAUAAUGUACCCAACCCUUUUUUUAGUUUGUUUCUACCUCACAAAAAAGUGCGCUUUUUCAUGCAAUAUAAUUAUGUACCAACGGAAAUCGUGGCAAAUUUUUGCUAGAAGAUCGAAUUUGCUUGAAACUGCCUGGUGUAUUCAUUUGAAGCAGUUUUUUCUCCGUUUUGGUUUCACCACAAUGCCAUACAAGUUAAGAAGCCCAACCAAGUUUGCUUGGAUUUCGUUGAAAUGGCCUGGUUUCAAUUACGGUUAAGAACUGGUGUCCACAGCUUUUUAUAGUGAAAGAUUACACUUUAAGCCUGAAAAAGCCACUGGAUCCGUAAUAAUUCCUCUAUAUGUUCUCUAAGAAAAAAUCCUUUGCGUUCAAAAAUCCACAUGAAAUAAGAAAGCGUCAGGGUUUGAAAGACAUUGCUUAGAACAAAUAGAUUGAACCACAGCUUAAUUUUUAGAAGAAGCUUGGCAAACACGGUUAUUAAGCCUGCGAUAAAGGCUAUUCGAAAGGUUUCUCUCUAUAUCACCUUCACUCUACUUGGCAACAUUCUGCGUGCCCUUGGUAUGCGCCUCCAUAGUGUCGAGACACCAUACCACUUGGACUCCCCUUAAGUGUACAAGAUCCAUUGAAAACAUUUCUGUAUUGUUCACAGCUCUAUUGAAAGGACUUUGGACUGGGCAAUGAGACACUCCUACCACAAAAAAGAGCAUUUAAAUAGCGGAUGUAAAUGUCUUGGUAAAUAAUUGUCUUUGGAUGAGCUUUUUAACAAAGUUAAAGUGGAACUUUGAUACGAUUUAGACUUAAUGGCCCUCUUCGAUCUUCAAAUUACAUGUAAAAUAGGCCAUGCACUUGAGUGGGCUUCUAAAGAUUUCAAUGAUUGCAAAAAAGGGACUAAGCAAGAAAUUAAGUGACAACGAAUGCUUCACGAUUUACAAAUUGAGGACUAGAAAUGAAUUAAAAAUUACAAAUAGUUAUUACAUUAAAAUAUUUUUGCAACAAAAUCCUUAACAAAUAAAAAAUAUCUAAAACGUAAGUAUAAUCACUUUGAAUAUUAAAAAUAUUGCGUCAUCAAAGAUUAAGCAUUGCUUUUGCAUUAAAAAAAGUUUCUAAAACAAAAAAUUCAUUAAACUUAAUGAAACAAAAAAGUCCAAAAUUUGCUUGGAACAUAAAAGUAUAAAAGUCAUUACAACAGGGAUUUUUAAAAAGUUUCCUGAAUUUUUAGAAACCAUUGACUUCCUCUUAUGCAUUCUUUAAAGAGCAUUUAAAGAGCUUAUGCAUUCUUUAAAGAGCAUUAUCAAGCUAAAUUAAUUAAUUUUCGCAAUUUAUUUCAGUAUGAUAAAGCUUUUGUGAUUUGUUUCCAGGAAUGAGUCAUUAACUACUUACUGUAACUUGCACCAUUCCAAGUUCUGUUGUAACGGGAUGGGAAAUGCAUCACUGAAAUUAUAGCUUUUAUAUAUUUUUGCUUUUCAAAUGUCUCACGUUAAUUCCAAUCAGUGAAAAAAAUUAAAUCUCUGAUUUUAGAAUGUCAUAGCAAAGGUUAUGAAAUAAUCAAUCUUAAGAAACUGAAAAAAAUCUCGCAUAUGCUAUCGAGUUAAAAGCCUAAUUCAACUACUUGAUAGAAAUACUAAAUGGUAAAAAUAUGAACAAUUAAAGAAGAUAUAGUACUAAUCAACAUUUCAAAGCUGAAAGUAAAUCUACUAUCUAAUUGAAGAAUUAUUCAAAAGUAAGUAACACAAAUUGCUGCGUUAAGAACUACAACACCCCCAUUGUUGUCAUUUUCAUUCUUUGUCCUCUGUAGAAAAAACUUGGGGUGGGUCACAUUUUUAGCCAUUUUGACUAAAGUUUUUUAUCAUUAUUCAACACUUAAAA